Messenger RNA from Lachnellula hyalina, 2964 nucleotides. Its product is annotated as Plasma membrane ATPase. The transcript has 4 exons. The coding region runs from base 1 to 2964 and encodes 987 amino acids. Gene Ontology annotation, biological process: regulation of intracellular pH; proton export across plasma membrane. Gene Ontology annotation, cellular component: plasma membrane. Gene Ontology annotation, molecular function: ATP binding; ATP hydrolysis activity; P-type proton-exporting transporter activity. Lineage: Eukaryota; Fungi; Ascomycota; Leotiomycetes; Helotiales; Lachnaceae. The record is from RefSeq and is a predicted model, not a curated record.
AUGGCACCAUUAAACGGCGACGUCGAGAAUGGCGACGUCGAAAAAGAGCUGCGCGGCAAUCCUGAGCCCGCUGCCGACGAAAACAUGGGUGAGUACGGAAACCUUGUGCGAUACAUCUCAACCUACAAGGACGGUCGAAGAGGUUCCACGGUGUCAUCAAUUGCCAAUGACGAGGAGCCAAAGAAGAAGUUCUGGCAGAAAAAGUCCAAGGGCACCGACGGCGUCUUCGAUACGCCAGACGAAUGGCUCAACACCGACAUGAAGCAGGGUCUCUCGGACCAUGAUGUGGAAACGCGUCGCAAGAAGACUGGAUGGAACGAAUUGACCACUGAACACACCAACCUCUUCAUCCAGUUCUUGUCAUACUUUCAAGGACCUAUUCUCUAUGUCAUGGAACUCGCUGUCCUCCUCGCUGCUGGUCUGCGUGAAUGGAUUGAUCUCGGUGUCAUUAUUGGUAUUCUAAUGCUUAACGCUAUCGUCGGUUGGUACCAAGAGAAGCAGGCAGCAGAUGUUGUCGCCAGUCUUAAGGGUGAUAUCGCCAUGCGAGCAACCGUUGUUCGUAAUGGUCACGAGGAAGAAAUCAAGGCCAGAGAACUCGUCCCUGGUGACAUUAUCGUUAUCGAAGAUGGUGAAGUCGUUCCAGCUGAUUGUCGAAUUAUCUGCCAAUACGACAACCCCAACGGUUACCAAGAAUAUAUCCAAGAAUUGAAUGCUCAAAUGGGCGACACCCACGAGGAAGCCGACGAUGAUGAAGAAGAGGGUGAGAAGCAUGGAUCUGGAUAUGCCAUCCUCGCCAUCGAUCAAUCUGCUAUGACGGGAGAAUCCCUCGCUGCCGACAAGUACAUCACUGAUGCUGUUUACUACACUACUGGUUGCAAGCGUGGCAAGGCCUUCGCCAUCGUCACCCACUCUGCUAAGAUGUCUUUCGUCGGUCGCACAGCUUCAUUGGUUUCUGGCGCUCAAGAUCAGGGACAUUUCAAGGCUAUCAUGAACUCCAUCGGUACGAGUUUGUUGGUUUUGGUCGUUGGCUGGAUUCUCAUUGCUUGGAUCGGAGGUUUCUUCCAUCACUUGGGCCUCGCGACUCCCGAAUCUCACUCCACCACCUUGCUCCAUUAUGCGCUGAUCUUGUUGGUCGUCGGUGUUCCCGUCGGUCUGCCUGUUGUCACAACGACCACUCUCGCAGUCGGUGCCGCUUAUCUGGCCAAGGAGAAGGCUAUCGUCCAAAAGCUUACUGCCAUUGAGUCUCUUGCAGGUGUCGAUGUUCUCUGCUCCGACAAAACCGGUACCCUCACUGCCAAUCAAUUGAGCAUCCGCGACCCAUAUGUCGCAGAAGGCGUCGAUGUCAACUGGAUGAUGGCUGUCGCUGCCCUUGCUUCUUCGCACAACAUCAAGUCUCUGGAUCCCAUCGAUAAAGUUACUAUUCUCACUCUCAAGAGAUACCCAAGGGCAAAGGAGAUGCUUGCUGGUGGAUGGAAGACGGACAAGUUCACUCCCUUCGACUCUGUCUCCAAGCGUAUCACUGCCGAAUGUCAAAAGGAUGGCGUCAGAUACAUCUGUGCUAAGGGUGCUCCCAAGGCCAUCUUGAACCUCAGCAACUGCUCCAAGGAAGUUGCCGAUAUGUACAAAGCCAAGACUACCGAAUUUGCUCGUCGUGGUUUCAGAUCUCUCGGUGUUGCUGUCAAGGAAGGUGACAACGACUGGCAAUUAUUGGGAAUGCUGCCUAUGUUCGAUCCUCCUCGUGAAGAUACCGCUGCCACCAUUGCUGAAGCUCAAGUUCUCGGUCUCUCCGUUAAGAUGCUUACUGGUGAUGCCAUUGCUAUUGCCAAGGAAACUUGCAAGAUGCUUGCCCUUGGUACUAAGGUUUACAACUCUGAACGUCUCAUCCACGGUGGUCUUUCCGGUACUACUCAGCACGAUCUCGUUGAGAAGGCUGAUGGUUUCGCCGAAGUCUUCCCCGAGCACAAGUACCAGGUCGUCGAGAUGUUGCAGCAACGUGGUCAUCUGACUGCCAUGACUGGUGAUGGUGUCAACGACGCUCCCUCUUUGAAGAAGUCUGACUGCGGUAUUGCUGUCGAAGGUGCUACCGAAGCUGCCCAGGCUGCUGCUGAUAUUGUUUUCCUCGCUCCCGGUCUUAACACCAUUGUUUCUGCCAUCAAGAUCGCUCGUCAAAUUUUCCAGCGUAUGAAGGCAUACAUCCAGUACCGUAUCGCUCUCUGUCUUCAUUUGGAAAUCUACCUCGUCACCUCCAUGGUCAUCAUCAACGAGACUGUCCGUGCCGAGCUUAUUGUUUUCCUUGCUCUCUUUGCUGAUUUGGCCACCAUCGCUGUCGCCUACGAUAACGCUCAUUUCGAAGCGCGCCCUGUCGAAUGGCAAUUGCCCAAGAUCUGGGUCAUCUCCGUUGUCCUCGGUAUACUCCUUGCUCUCGGUACCUGGGUCAUCCGUGGAGCAAUGUUCCUGCCAGACGGCGGUAUCAUCGAGAACUUCGGUUCCAUCCAGGGUAUACUCUUCUUGGAGAUCUCGCUCACUGAGAAUUGGCUCAUCUUCGUCACCCGUGGUGGCAACACCUGGCCUUCAUGGCAACUCGUUGGGGCUAUCUUCGUUGUCGAUGUUCUGUCCACUCUCUUCUGUGUGUUCGGAUGGCUCUGUGGCGGUGCUGGUGAAGCAAGUGACCCAGCUACACACAACAAGAACCUUUCGGACAACGGUCACACUUCUAUCGUUACUGUCGUUAUCGUCUGGGGAUUCUCCAUUGGUGUUACCAUCGUCGUUGCCAUCACCUACUACCUCCUCAACAACAUCAAGUGGCUCGACAACCUUGGCCGCAACACCCGCAGCAAGGCGGAUACCGACAUGGAGAACAUCAUCAGCCAUCUCUCCAAGAUUGCUAUCCAGCAUGAGAAGUCUGAGCACAUCGACCGCUGGGCCCUCGCACCCAAGGCUACUGAGGCCGAGGAGGAUGAUUAG